This is a messenger RNA of Papilio machaon (common yellow swallowtail), 3837 nucleotides long. It is a transcript of the gene Tmf, whose product is annotated as TATA element modulatory factor. The record is from RefSeq and is a predicted model, not a curated record. Gene Ontology annotation, cellular component: endoplasmic reticulum; Golgi apparatus. Bases 153 to 3671 code for a protein of 1172 amino acids. Lineage: Eukaryota; Metazoa; Arthropoda; Insecta; Lepidoptera; Papilionidae. The transcript is spliced from 10 exons.
ACACAAAAUGGAAUGUAAAAUGUAAACGUCAUUUAAUUGUGCUGAAGUGUAUGUUGUGUUACGUUUCCAACAACAUUCAGUGAUUCUGAAAUGUUAUGAUUACGCUAUAUGGAUAUAUUUGUUUAUAUCGUUGUGUCUAAUGUGUAAUCAAGAUGAAUUGGUUCGAUACUUCAGGAUUGACAAGUUUAGCUAAAACUGCUCUCAAAGAGGCCCAGAAAACCAUCGAUAAAGCCUUAGAUAUUACUGAUGAAAGCAGCGAGGAGCAUGACGAUGAACCCGUUCCCAUUAAGCCGACGAAAUCGUUGAGUAGCGGCAAUACUCCUCAAAAAGACAGCUCCGAUUUCUUUGCUUCAUGGGGGCUAACCGUUAGUGCCGAAAGCUCAAAAGAUCCGAUAAAGGAGCAGCCGGUGGUCACCGAGAGCCCUUCUAAGUCGAACUCUCAAAGCUUGUGGGGAUCUUUUGCAGGUUCCUUUUUUGAGCAACAACAACAAAAAGCAUCCGAAAGUGAAUCUGCCAUUGUUCGACCACCUAAAGCUAAAUCUAUGACUGUGAUUGCUGACAGUAAAUAUGGCAGCCAGGAUGAUCUGUUUUCCAGAAGUCAGCUAGUAAUGUCCGAUGGUGCAGAUUGCUUGGACACAAAGAAAGAUGAUUUAAUUUCUAAAUUUGAUAACAGACGUAACUCUUCGUUAUCUCACAGACUCUCCCUUGUUUCAAGUAGAAAUAGCUCCGACUCUGUGGAGGUGUUAUCUCACAGCUUAAAAACUACUCCUGAUUCUGAAGUUUCUGUGCACACAAUUUCAAAUAGUAGCAGCGCAGGCCAAAAACAAACAUCAGAGUCAGUUGAAAUACUGCCGGAUAGUCUCAUUAGCCCUAGUUCUAUAGAAUGCCUCGGCUUUGAUAGCUAUGCAAGUGAUAAAAACAGUAGUACCUCUUCGAAUGUUUCACCAGGUGACAUAUCAGAUAAAAAAUCAACACCGCUCGGUGAAGCCACAGAGAGAGCAGAGACAGCUGACAGUGUGAGCUUGGUUGCUGAUGAUGAUGAAGAUACUAUGUCAUACAAUUCCAUCUCAGAAUGUACUGCCCCUACUGUCCUGGACACAGAUGAAAAACCCAUCAGCCCUUUCCCCAAACUUAAAAAUGAUAUACAUAAAAAAGUUGCAGACAAAGAACCAAUCCACUUGGAGCACCCAAUAUUGUCUCAAAAGAUGCAAAUCAGUGAGAACUCAUCUAAUGACGGAUCCUGGUCCGACAGGACAUUAAAUGCUGACAAUGAUAGCAUAAUUCUAGAAGCCACAGAAGACCACAACAAAGAAGUAGACCAUGAGGAUGCCCUUAUGGAAAAAUUAAGUGAUUCCUCAUCAUUUUACAAUGUGAAUGUUAGCACAGAUUUACUAAGAUCAGAAAGUUCAACCUUUGUUAAUAUUGAGAAGCAACAGUCCAGUGUUCCAGGCAGCAGCGAUUCGUCACAAAAAGAGAGCAUCAAAGAACGGACAUCUCCCAUCAGUUCAGACAGCAAAAGUGAUUUAGUCAAAAUUGGAUCUGACCGUACAUCGGGGCACACGUCCGGAGAUGAAGUGGAGACAGCCACGUCAUCCGACAUUGAAAUAAUACCAAGCCCAAACGGUGAUAAUGGUCACAACUUUUGUAGGAAUAGUCCAGGAAAAUACAACAUUAAGCAAGGCAAGUUUGAUGGCACAACAUCUCCAAAUCUGGUGGAUUUAGUAUUGGGAAAAUCUCUAGCCACAAAAAUACGUGGUCACAACAGAGAAUUGUCGGAAGCAUCUGUUCAAAGCAACACAAGUGAUGAGAGCCAAGGCUCAGAAAAUGAUCGUCUGAUGCGGAGACUAUGUGAAAUGGCAGAGAUUUUAGAUGCAAGAGAGAGCAGGCUAAUGGAAGUAAGUCGAAGUAAUGCUGAGCUUAUUGAAAGCAACAGCAAUUUGAAGAGUCAGAUGGAGUCGCUGCUGGCAAAGCAUGAUGCAGGCGACAUCAAUGUAAUCACAGAAGAUUAUACACAAAGGAUGUCGGCAUUAGAAAAAAAAUUUCAGCAGGCUAUUAGAGAAAAGGACCAACUACGUAAGGAGUUGGACAAGCUGAAGACGGAGGCGACGCGCAAGGGUACCUCUGAGCUGGAGGAGGGAAUCAAGGAGCGGGACGAGGUGAUAGCGCAGCUGCAGGAGGAAGGCGAGCAGCUGUCGCGCCAGCAGCUGCAUCAUUCCAACAUCAUCAAGAAAUUGCGCGCCAAGGACAAGGACAAUGAACAGGUCAUCAAGGGCUUGAGGGACAAGAUUUCGGAGCUAUCGUCGGAGCUGGACCGUUCGAAACGGGCGGCGGCCGCCAAGGAGGAGCUGGAGGUGAGCCAGAUCGAAGCGGUGUACCGGCUCACCAACGCGAACAAGAAAAUGGAGACCGAGCUCAUUGAGACUAGGAGUGCGCUGGAGGACACGCUGGAGAAGUUGGAUAGCGCGCGCACCUCGCUGGAGGGCGCGCGGCGCGAGCUGGCCGAGCUGCGCCGCGCGGCCGCGGAGGCGAAGCGCGCCCGCGUCGCCGCGCAACACGCGCACGACCAGUGCCAGCGCGCGCAGCACGACGCCGACUCGCUGCGCGCCCAGCUGCACCAGCUGCGUCUCGACCGCACCAAGGAGGAGCAGAGCUGGAGGGCGCGCGAGGAGGCGCUGCGGCGCGAGGCGGCGGAGGCGCGCGAGGCGGCGGCGGCGGGCGGCGCGGCGGGCGGCGCGGCGCGCGGCGAGUGCGAGCAGUGCGGGGCGGGGGCGGGGGCGGGGGCGCUGCUGGCGCAGCUGGCCGCGCUGCAGCGCUCGGCACUGGAGCGGGAGCGGGCACACAGCGCGGCGGCCGCGGCGAGGCAGAGGGUGCUAGAGGAGGCGCAGACGAGCGCGGCGAAGGCGGGCGAGCGGGAGCGGCUGGCGCGCGAGGAGGCGGCGGGUCUGCGCGCGCAGCUGGCGGCCGCAGAGGAGCAGGUGGAGGCGGCGCGCGCGCAGCAGCUGGAGCUGUCCGAGCACUGCCAGCGCGCGCUGCAGGCUCAGCGACGCGCAGAGCUGGACCUCGCGGACAAGUCGGAGGAGCUGGAGCGCGUGCGUGCGGAGUGCGAGGCCAGCUCGGCGGCGCUGCAGGAGAAGCUGCAGCAGCUGGAGACGCAGCUUCAGGCCGCGCGCCUCCAGCUUGACACCGAGCGCAAGCGCAGUGAGAUCCUGCAGGAGCAGGCGUCGCGCGGGGACGUAUCUCCGCCGCACUCGCUGGCCUCAGACACACUCUCCGCCUCGCUCUGGCCUACGGAGGAGGGCGGGCGCUCGUCGCCCGUGUCUGUGGUGGGUGCGGGGGGUGUGGUGGGUGCGGGGGGUGCGGGGGUCGUGUCUGCGCUGGGUGUGGAGGACGCGCUGGCGGCGGUGUCGCGGCGCGAGGGGUCGGCGCGGGCGAUGGCGGGCACGCUGGCCGCGCUGCGCACCGAGCGCACCGCACUGCGCAACCAGCUGGCGGACCUGCACGCCCAGCUGCAGGACCACCAGAGCCUGCAGGAGCAGUACGACGCGCUGCUGCAGAUGUACGGGGAGAAGGAGGAGCAGCUGGCGGAGCUGCGCCUGGACCUGCAGGACGUCACGCAGCUGUACAAGGCGCAGCUGGACGAGCUGGUGGCGCUGCGAGCGCAGCAGAGGUAGCCCCGCCCACAACACACCGCGCCCCGCCCCCUGACACACCCCCUGACACGCCCCCGCCUGCACUGCUCAUAUCUUUGUCUAAAAUGUUGAGUAUUUCCAAUAAUAAUAUGUCAACUUUAGAUAUUAAAUGUAUGUCGUCAGUUUUGGGGAGUUCUUGGCCAACAAA